UCCGCCUCCUCCUUUGCAAAGCAAGAUGGCAGCCGUCGUAGAGAGGACUGAUGGAGGUGUCGGGUCCUUGGACUCGGACUCAGUGUCCACGCGACAGUCGAGCCCUCCACCGGACCAGCCGCACCAGAACAACCCGCUGUUGGGACUGCCCAUCGUCGCCAUCGAGACCGUCCUCAAUAUGCUCUCUUACGAUGAAAUUAGCCUGCUGCGCUCGGUGUGUAAGCGCAUGGACAUGAUCUGCCAGCGUGUCCUGAAUCAGGGCUUCCUGAAGGUGGAGCGUUACCACAGUCUGUGUCAGAGACAAGUCAAAGCCCAGCUGCCCAGACGAGAGUCUGAGAGGAGGAACCACUCCCUGGCCCGUCACGCUGACAUCCUGGCCGCCGUGGAAACACGCCUCUCUCUCCUCAACAUGACCUUCAUGAAAUAUGUUGACUCCAAUCUCUGCUGCUUCAUUCCUGGAAAGGUGAUCGAUGAGAUUUAUCGCGUUCUGCGUUAUGUGAACUCCACCCGAGCCCCUCAGCGAGCUCAUGAGGUCUUGCAGGAGCUCAGGGACAUCUCCUCCAUGGCCAUGGAGUACUUUGACGAGAAGAUCGUCCCCAUCCUGAAGAAGAAGCUGCCUGGAGCUGACCUGUCCGGCCGCCUCAUCGGGUCCACACCAGUGGCAGGUCCAUCUACCUCCCUGACCACCAUGUCCCUGUUGGCCAAGAACACACCGUCGCGCUCGGAGAUGACCAAGGUGCAGCAGCAGGUCAAGGUGAACGGGGCGUCGAUGACGGUGCUGCGCAGGGAGAUGCAGGAGAUCCGCGUCAAGCAGCUGGAGCAGCAGAAGCAGCUGCAGGACCAGGAGCAGAAGCUUCUGGAACAGACCCAGGUGAUUGGUGAGCAGAACGCCCGCCUCGCGGAGCUGGAGCACAAGCUCCGGGAACUGAUGGACAGCAACGCCGCUGCUAUGGGAGGAGCCAGGCCUGGCACGGCUGUCCCCUCCACGUCCAGCAGCGUGUCUUCCACUGCUGCCAGCACGUCUGCUUCUGUGCUGCUGGGGGGCGACAGCGUGGCUGCAGCCUCGUUACCCUUAGUGCCGGAAGAUCAGGGAGGGUCGUCACUUAAACGCACCAAAAAGAGCCCGGACCUUCCACGACAGUCCAAGCGGCUGCGCAGCAAGUAAUAAGAGACUGUGCAUCACAUAGUUAGGUUUUGUUUUAGGUUUGUAGGUCUGACCGAUCACACGUGUCCAUGCCCCGCCCCCAACACUCAGUACCUGGACUGUCUAUCGAACCAGGCACAAAGAGAUCUCUCCCUGUAUGCUUUGUUUGUGUUGCUUUUGCCAGCAGUGUUAAAAAAGGAUGCUGCUGUCCACAGCUGAAACACUGAGUCUGCGGCGUCACCACCCACACCCACUCAAUCAUUUAUCAUAGCGGGAUUCUAGUUUGCUGAUGUACGUACAGUUUAAAGCCAAAUACAGCCUGAUGCUAAUAUGGUAUCAGUAAUAUUGAGCAUCGCUCGUGUUCACCCACAGCAACGCUGGCUCGCUGAGUCAUGACGAUCCGCUCGGUUAGUUUGGGUUCUCGACAUAGAAGUUAAGACAAAAAAGGAAAAUAUAGAAGACGACAAGAUCAGAGGCGUUUACUCUGAAAUGACUGCAUACAUGUGUUGUGUGUGAGUGAGGUGUUGACCAGUGUGAAAACAUGGACGACUACAUGUUUCACUCACAGUUAGUGUCUCUUAAAACAGACACACACAUACACCUGCUGAGGUCUAUGGUGCGACACACACACACACACACACACACACACACACACACACACACACACACACACACACACACACAGUCUCCCACACCAAAGUUCACAUGUGACAUAUUUAUGACUUCAGCACAAUUGUAUGAAAUGAGGCAGCAGCAGACUUUAGUGUGGGACAGUUUGUGUGUGUGUGUGUGUGUGUGUGUGUGUGCGCACACUGACUGUGUCUGUACUUCACACAAUCACACUUAAAAAACCCAUUCAUGAAAAAAGACCUUUUUUCCUGACAGUUUCAUCAUCAUGUUUUGCUUUUUUGUGAAACGGCAAUGUGCAAUAUUAACAAUCAUCUAAGAAGUCUGAGAGUCAUUUAUUUUCCUUUGUGGUCGUUUUUUCCCUCCUGACUGUGAGUCUGAUCACUUUAGUGAAUCCUGUUACAGGCAGUGAUCGGGUCGCAUUAGUGGGGAAACUGCUGCUCUGCUUGUGUCUAAACACAGACACAACAAUAACGUUUGGAGGGUUUGUGCUCUCUCUCAACCUAAUGGCCAUUUAUUAUUGGACUGUGUCUUUAAAGGGUCAUAGCAGUGAUUUCUCUUUAAUAUCUCACCAGGUCUACAACAAAUAUUGCACAUUUCAACACAUCUAAAUAUUCUAUAGUGAACACGGAUUAUGUUUAUGAUGAUUCUGAUUAUUUGUAGUCGGAACUCUGACUUCCAACAUGGAACAACCGCAGCAACCCCAACACGCCACUCCACCGUACCAACACUGCUGCUGUUACUGUAAAUAUCUCUGCUGUCACACCUUUAAACGAGGAUAUGCAGCAUUUACAUCAGAGCUCGCAGCCGUGAGUGACAUCCCAGGGGAAAGAAACGUGGAUGCUGGGCUGUACACCAGUCGAUAACGAUGAGUGUGGUAUUUGACGCACAAACGUUAAUUACAGAAGUGGUUACUAUGCCUGAGUCAUCAGAGAUGAAAGUCUUAGUUCAGAGGGCGUUACCAUCCGCAGCAGUAGUUAUUUAGAGAAAAACUUGGGGGGUGACGGAACUCCCAGCUCAGACUUUAAUGUCGUCUCUGUUCAUUUGACAAACCUGCACAUCAUGACUUGUUCUUCCUCCAAACAUCAACUGUCUCUAACUUAGAGAAAUGCUUUCACACCAAUUACUAUUAUUUUAAAUCAUUUGGCCACGUGCUCGCCAAAGUCUGAACGACUGGAAAGAAUAAGAAGUUUGAGUUUUUGUAAAGAAUAAAAAUGGCUGUAAGUCACCAUCUGAUCUCUUGGUUUUUGACAUCGAAGGAACAUGUUGAACAUGAACACGUGUUCGCCGCAGAGCGCUCAGCCGGUGUUUGGUCUGUUAUUUGUCUUUUUUCUUUGAGCUUGUGAUUCAUUAUGAGACUGAGUUUAACAAAUCCCUGGUUAAGCUCGCUCUGUUUCUGUAGAUGAAUCAUUUUUCAUUAAAAGAGAGAAAAUGGCAGAAAAACCAUUUGAUCCUUAGAUCACAUUUUGUCCUGACUUUUAAGAAAGAAUAAAUGUGUUCACUUCCUCUCUGGAAUCAUGCAGACAGUGUUGUCUUUGCUUCUCGCCUGAGAUAUUUCUCAUGUGUGUGCAGAUGCUGCUCAGGGAGUUACACAAACACUUCAUGGUGUGUAAGAUUUCAUGAGUCUUUUGGCACACAUGGCCAUUUCAUCCUUUCAUAUUUCCAAAACGUGGACUUUUUAAGGUAAAAUUUGAAAAUGUUACCUUUGUCUUUGAGACGUAGUUUCAGUAUGUGCUGCUGUUCCCUCUGUGCACGACAUCCAUUCUAUAAAUUGUUGCUGAACACUCUUCUGGAAGAGGAAGCCACCGUGCAUAUGGAAUAUGUGGCUUUAUUCACCAUUAUUUUCAUAAUUCAUCAGGAUUUAUUUUCUCAAUUAGUCUCAAAAACCCCUCAAUGUUCUCAAACCAGAAUUAUUUUUGUUAUGAUUUCUUUAUUGUAUGGAACAAAGAAAAUGAGUUAUUCACAUAAGAAGCUCAAUGUAGUUUUUAAUAUUUUAAUUUAAAAAAAAAACAACCCAGAUCAAACAAUUAAUUUAGUUAGUUCUCGAUUAAUAAUCAAUAAAUCGAGUAAUCAAGAUUUUGAAGGUUGGUUGAAAUGUCAAAUUCACCAGUAGAUGGCGCUAAAUGACACACACUGUUGUUCUUAGAUGAUGUUUAAAGUCUCAGCUGUGAGCUCAUAUUGUGGCUGCGCUGUGUGGACGACCUGAAGCGCUCAUGAACACUUUGGUGAGUGUGAUAUCGGGUGAAUGAUAACAACACUCAUAAGAAGGUGUAAAUCUUAGUGGCUUCAUUUGAGACUACGUCUCAGUUUAGGACAAGUGUACUGUAAUCUCCAUGUACUUUAAAGUGUAGAUUGUGAAUUAUUUCAUGUAUGUAUACCAAGGAAACCAUCGUUUGGGUUGGCCGACUUGGUGCUAAGUGUACGGUUUUGUUGCUCACACAAUCGUUACAAAUGUACAAAUCAAAACUAUUAAAACUCAGUUUAUCCACA
Messenger RNA from Solea solea (common sole), 4261 nucleotides. RefSeq names its product F-box protein 28 (gene fbxo28). Gene Ontology annotation, biological process: protein polyubiquitination. The transcript is spliced from 5 exons. Bases 26 to 1165 code for a protein of 379 amino acids. Gene Ontology annotation, molecular function: protein binding. NCBI's taxonomy places the organism in Eukaryota, Metazoa, Chordata, Actinopteri, Pleuronectiformes, Soleidae. The record is from RefSeq and is a predicted model, not a curated record.